AUGAAUCUUAUUUCAGUUAGUAAUUAUUACACCGAAUACAAUUGUUACAUGUUAUACCGAUAACAGUAAAGUUUAUAAUUUGUUGAUACGAGUACUAACAAAACUAACUUUUGUGGUACGAUGAAGAACGAAAAAAGGAAUGUUGGAUGGAUUGUGAUGGUGGUUACUUUUUUCUUGAUAGGAUUACUAGGAAUAGGUACGAUAGCCAACAGUGUAAUGCCAUCGGCAAAUGCUGCUGUCCUUCGUUAUCAUGGAUUGCAGCAACCACGUAAGAACGUAGAAAAAAUCGAAACUACUGCCUCUCAAACGGAUUUAAGGAGAAAUAAAAGAGAACCUCAGUACUACGGACAAAACAAUCCAUACGGAUAUCAACAAACUAGUAAUUUUGGUGGUGGUGCUUUGAGUUCGGCUGGUAGAGUGGCUCUAACUCAUGCGGGCUCGCAAAUCGUUUCAGCGGCAGGAAAUGAGGUAAUAGAUAGAAAUGGACUACUUGAUACAAGAACAUCCGACAACAAUUAUGGAGGAUUUUUAGCUGGUGGAGCGGCUGGCGGAGUUGCAAUAGGGGCUGCAGUUGGAAGCGUUGUUCCAGGUUUAGGAACAGCACUCGGAGCAGCAGGUGGUGCUAUUCUGGGAUCUGGUGUGGCAUAUCUUGGUGCUAAAAUCAUGAAUUAACGUUUUUUUUUUUAUAAUACUUAUUUAGAUUUCUCAAUAUAUUACUUUUGUUUAAGGCAUACCACAUUUCUGUGAUUAAAUAACCUAAAACAUUUA
Messenger RNA from Agrilus planipennis (emerald ash borer), 768 nucleotides. RefSeq lists its product as uncharacterized. The coding region runs from base 121 to 672 and encodes 183 amino acids. The record is from RefSeq and is a predicted model, not a curated record. The transcript is spliced from 3 exons. Lineage: Eukaryota; Metazoa; Arthropoda; Insecta; Coleoptera; Buprestidae.